Molecule: messenger RNA, 682 nt
Organism: Vigna angularis (adzuki bean)
Lineage: Eukaryota; Viridiplantae; Streptophyta; Magnoliopsida; Fabales; Fabaceae
Exons: 1
Coding region: 26-541 (171 amino acids)
Source: RefSeq, a predicted model, not a curated record
UGUUUUACAUAUAAAUGAAACUCCUAUGACACAAAACCGUGUGUUGUUUCUUGUUUGGAAGCUUAAGAUGACUAAGAAGAAGUUGGAAACUCUGAUGGGGAAAAUGAGAGGCUUAUGUUUUGUUUGUCUUGGAGGUUGCUUUGACAGCUGCUACGAUCACAGUCAAGCCUAUGGGUUAGGGACAAGGAUUUGGAACUUGAGUGAUCGACCGGUGGAGUUGCAGAUAAGGGUGGGAUCAAUACUUAAGAAGGUUCACACUUUGAAGCCGGGGUGUUGUAAGAGACUGAAAAGUAAACGCAUAUACAAGGCAUACAUGCCUGGUAAGAAUGGCAAUGAUUUGAAGAGCUUGCUUUAUUACUAUGAUGAAACCAGUCACCCUUAUGUUUGGAUUCAUGACAAAGGGGGUGAUUCCUUGAGGAUGGUCAAACAGCAGUAUAUUAGCCUUGAGGAUUUGAGGGAUUCUUCUGAGAUCAAGAUCUUAAGGGAUCAUCAGAGAGGUUGCAUUUCAGUUCUCAAGAGAACUAGGCCAGAUUUCUGCUGAAUUUCAAUGUCAUUUCUUGCUUCAUUAAGUCGCUACUUUAAUUUGUCAUUGGUAGGAAAUAAAAUUUUCACUGGUUGCUUUCUUUGCUGGGUGUUAUUAAUGGCAGAAUGAAAUAGUCCAUGAUCAUGUUUAAGUGUGUUA